Messenger RNA from Cricetulus griseus (Chinese hamster), 1782 nucleotides. The record is from RefSeq and is a predicted model, not a curated record. NCBI's taxonomy places the organism in Eukaryota, Metazoa, Chordata, Mammalia, Rodentia, Cricetidae.
CCCCUGCCCUCUCUUGCUGACCUCUGGUCCUCUCUCUGGAUCCCUGCAGCCCCCACAAGUGCACCCCAGCACCUCACAGUGGAGGAUGUGACAGACACCACCACCACACUCAAGUGGAGGCCUCCAGACAGGAUUGGCGCUGGCGGCAUAGAUGGCUACCUGGUGGAGUACUGCCUGGAGGGCUCUGAGGAAUGGAUCCCUGCCAACAAGGAACCUGUGGAACGCUGUGGCUUCACUGUCAAGGAUCUCCCAACUGGAGCCAGGAUCCUCUUCCGAGUUGUUGGGGUCAACAUUGCAGGGCGCAGUGAACCAGCCACCCUCCUUCAGCCGGUCACCAUUAGGGAGAUUGUGGAGCAACCCAAGAUCCGCCUCCCUCGACACCUUCGGCAGACCUAUAUCCGAAAAGUGGGGGAAGCCCUCAACCUUGUUAUCCCCUUCCAGGGCAAGCCCCGGCCUCAGGUGGUAUGGACAAAGGGUGGGGCUCCCUUGGAUACCUCCCGUGUGAACAUACGGACCAGUGACUUCGACACAGUGUUCUUUGUGCGCCAGGCGGCCCGCUCUGACUCUGGAGAGUAUGAGCUGAGUGUGCAGAUUGAGAACAUGAAGGACACUGCCACCAUCCGCAUCCGGGUUGUGGAAAAGGCAGGGCCAGCAGAGAACGUGAUGGUGAAGGAGGUGUGGGCCACCAACGCACUGGUGGAGUGGCAGCCACCCAGGGAUGAUGGGAACAGUGAGGUCACAGGCUACUUGGUCCAGAAGGCUGACAAGAAAACAAUGGAGUGGUUCAAUGUUUAUGAACACAAUCGCCACACCAGCUGCACAGUGUCCGAUCUCAUUGUGGGUAAUGAGUACUACUUCCGAAUCUUCAGCGAGAACAUCUGCGGUCUCAGCGACUCACCUGGUGUCUCCAAGAACACAGCUCGAAUCCUCAAGACAGGAAUCACCCUAAAGCCACUGGAAUACAGGGAGCAUGAUUUCCGAACAGCCCCCAAGUUCCUGACCCCGCUGACAGACCGGGUAGUGGUAGCAGGAUAUGCUGCAGCUCUCAACUGUGCUGUCAGAGGCCACCCAAAGCCGAAGGUGGUAUGGAUGAAGAAUAAGAUGGAAAUCCAUGAAGAUCCCAAAUUCCUCAUAACAAACUACCAGGGCAUCCUGACGCUGAACAUCCGCCGGCCUUCACCCUUUGAUGCCGGGACAUAUUCCUGCCGUGCCUUCAAUGAGCUAGGGGAGGCCCUUGCUGAGUGCAAGCUGGAUGUCCGAGUGCCACAAUGACAGCUCAUCAUCUGUUAGAAAAGUCAGCAGAGCCUGGACCCCAGUCCUGCAACCCCUGGCAUGGCAGUCAUCUGUCUACAAUGAUCAUUGUGAUAAAACACCACUACUCAAAUGAUCAUGUGUCCAUCCUUUCAAAAUCUGUAAUUCUUGUCCCCUUGUGAAUGGGGUUAGUCACUCUGGGGUAGGGGAUGGCUACCACCACAAGGCAGCCUUAAAGAUCACAUACCAUUGAGGUAGCCAUCUUGGAAGAUGGUGUUUGCUGAGGGAACUACUUUGCCAUGACAUUUACAAUGGUCAGAGGUGAAUCUCAUGCCCUAUGCCUGAACUCUUUUGAACAUUACCUACAGAAAGGAGGAGACAGGCUGGUUGCCAUCCCCAAAGGACAGCACAUCCAAGCUGAUCAAGACAGGCUUGGGUACACCUGCCAUCAUGGUAUCUGGAAGGCUGGGGCAGAGCUAGAAAGGUCAGAAUCACCCUGGGCAAUUAAAUGACACCCUGCAUUAAAAUAAA